AUGUCCCACUCUCCGCUUUCAGCAGCCUCCUCACGCUCACCCUUCCUAAACCUCCCUCCCGAGCUCCGCCAAAGAAUCUACAUGAAUCUCCUGACAACUCCAUCGCCCAUCCUCGGCCCCAUCGCCCGCGGUUCCCAAACCUACUCCAUCCAUACCUCCAUCCUCCGCGUCUCCCGCCAUAUCAACGCAGAAGCGCGCCCAAUAUUCUUUUCACAAAACACAUUCGUCAUCACCAGCAUGCCGUCCUCAUCAGAAGAUGACCUCGUUUCGGGCGCUGGCGCGUUUGAGCCACCGCUACAACUCAAAGACCUGCCACUUGUACGAAAAUUGGAAAUCGACGUCUUGUUCUAUCCAAAAGUCCUACGCGUGCUUGAGGGACGCAAGUACGGCGGCUGGAGUCCAGUGUGUGAAGCUGCAGAACGCUAUGUAGGCAGCUUGGUCGGGGUUUUGGGAGCUGUGGAAAAAUCAUUGUUGAGCCUGAGAUUGAGUGCGGAUACACGGCGCUAUACCGCAGUUGCCUUGCCCUCGCCGCAGAAACAGAAAGAGGAGGGUAAAAAGGAGGCGAAAGCAGGAGAAGAACAAGAAGACGGACUCGAUUUUCGCAAAAUCCUAACUGGCUUCCACAUGCUAGACCGCAAUCCCCGCUUCCGCGAGGUGCAGGGAAAGCUCGCACUCGUCCCAACCAUUUCGCUCCAUUUCGACUUUAUCGAUUGCUCUUUCGAUUUUGAGAUUGAGCGGAGUGUCCUGUGUAACCAGAGAUUUGCAGAGCUGGCUGGACAAGUCUUGAUGAAGCGGAAUGAUAUUCAGGCGCGCAUGGCAAUGCAAGACGUCGAUGGGAACAAUGAUACAGAUGGGGAGGCACGGGGCAGUGUCCGGCCUAGGGGUUACACGGAGGUCUUGGAGUGCUUCGCUUGA
Molecule: messenger RNA, 915 nt
Organism: Plenodomus lingam JN3
Lineage: Eukaryota; Fungi; Ascomycota; Dothideomycetes; Pleosporales; Leptosphaeriaceae
Source: RefSeq, a predicted model, not a curated record